UAGCUCAAACACUCUCACGCACAGACACUGGUGCAGUAUGGGAGCCAGACGCGGAGCAGAUUGAAGGAAUUCCCCUCAGACUGCUUCUAUCUGAUUGGAUCAUGUUUCCUGACUAUGUGUAUGUGAGAGGGCAGCAUGCAAUCGGCACCAGCAGGUUUGUGGGACCCCCAUGGACCCCAGUCUGAAGAUGUCUCCCCCCUCCCCCUCCCCCUGUAUCCACCCUCCGCCUGUCGCCUCUCCCAUUUGAUUGCCGCGCCACCGGCUAAGCGAAUCACCUUCUACAAGAGAGGCGACGAUCAGUUUGCGGGAGUGAGGAUGGCGGUCCACAAACGCAGCUUCAAAUGCUUUGACGCACUACUUGAUGACCUGUCGCAGAAGGUGCCCCUGACAUUUGGGGUGCGCACAGUCACCACCCCCAGAGGACUCCACAGUAUUAAACAUCUAGAGCAGCUGGAGGAUGGGGGGUGUUACCUCUGCUCUGACAGGCGGCAGGCUAAACCAAUCAACAUGGAGCUGGCUGGCAAACGCCCCGCCCUCUGGCACCACAACAGCCGCCGAGUGCCACAGCGACCAGCAGAAGACCCUCCCCCUCCCACUGCUCCAAGCCACACCCCUACACGGCAGCGGCGCAUCCUAUUGGUCAGGAACAGCGACCCAGCGGUGAGGAGGAGUGUGAUUCUGAGCCGCCGCUCGACCCGAAGCCUCCGAGUGUUUCUGGAAGACAUCUCGGAACUGAUGCGGUGUCACGUCAGGAAAUUAUACACACUAGAGGGACGCAAGAUUGACAGUGCACAGAGCCUGAUGACGUGUCCAGGUGUGUUGGUGUGUGUGGGUCGGGAGCCCUUCAGACCUCUACUGCUGGAGUACGUAACCAAGAGCUCUGAGGAGAAACUACCUGGACUGGGAACGCGGUCAACUGGCAACGGGGCCCGCUCUCCCGGUACUGGAGCCCGGUCACCUGGUAACGGUCAGGGAGCUCGGUCACGCUCUAGUGUCUGUAGCGAGGGACACGACAGCAAGAAGAACGUGAACUUUGGUCUGGAGACUAAGAAGAGCAUCAUUCAUCCUCGCUCAGACUCUUCAAACCGCUCCACCCGUUUCUCUCUCUCCUCUGAGAAGUCCUACGCUAACGGCCUCAGCACCUGUCCCCACUCCCACAGCGGCAGGGAGGCGGUGCUGAACGAUGACAUAGAGAAGCGUGUGCUGGUGAACAAAGAUGGCAGCCUGUCUGUGGAGAUGAGGGUGCGGUUCCAUCUCCAAAACGACGAGAAAGUCCAAUGGUCCACGGAGAUUAAGAAGUCUCCCUCUGACUCUCUGACCAAUGACUGCUGUCCGCUCAGUGAAGCCCAGCCCUGCUACCUACAGCAGGGCCAAUCGGAAAGCUGCUCGGACCCUGACUCCACCUCUUGUGUUGCUGAAGCUGCCGACUACGCCCCCAAGCCUCCACAGCGCUCCCUGAAGGAGCCACAGCCACGCUGUGCCUGCUGCUAUCAGCGACAGGACCCGGAGUAUGACCUCUGGGAAAACCCCGCCCACAUCCAGACCUCUAAGCACUCCCACUCCAGGGUUAGACACACCCACUCCUCUAGCUCCUCCUCCUCCUGCCGCUCCAGCAGGAUGGUGAGGAGGCGGGCGAUGCACAAGGAGGGUUCAGAACCAGGAAGGGUUGUCCAGGAGUGCUGCGUCCGGGAGGAGGUACAGCGUCGGGUGGAGGUGGAGAGGGAUGGAGGGAUGGUGGAGGUGUGUACAGUCAGCCGUAGCUGCAGCCGCAGUGAGCUCAAUCUGAGUGCCACAGACAACCAGGGGGAGGAGCGUCCUCUGUCUAGCUCUUCCCACGUACUCCAGGUGCUUCAGGAAGAUGUGGAUGACUUCCCUCCAAGCGCCUCACACUGCAGCCAUAGCAACAACCCCCCACAACCGCUCCCCUUGACUCCGCGACCUCCCAGCCACUUGUCCACUUCCUCCAGGAGCAGGAAACACACCCCUGCCCCUACCCCUACCCCACAGGGAGAGGAGGGGGGAGAGGGGGAAGAGGAAAGGCAUGACAUGGGUGAGGAGAGGGCUAGCAGAGCCUCCUCCCGACGCUCUUGUCACUCGUGCUCCUGCUGUAGUGGAGAAGUCACCCCUCAGGCCGACCAGGAGAGGGCGGAGUGCUCGCGGUCAAAGGCCAGCCAAGCCUCCCACAGAUCCAGAUCCUUCAACAGAUCCAGAUCUCCCUCCAACAGAAUCAGAACCCCUGUGGCUUCAGAGGAGGGAGAUGAUGAAGAUGAUGAGGAGGAGAGACCAGUCAGCGUUAUGUCCACUCACAUCGGCCUCUCCGGGGGAUCGGGGGGGUCAGUGGGGUCUAUGGUGUCCAGUGUGUGUCCUCACUGUGGGGGGUGUGACCAUAGGUCCAGCCCUGCAUCCUGCCCCUCACAGAGGUCACAGCGAUCUAAAUGUGAAGAGGAGAGGUCAGGGAGCGGACUCUCGGGUGGCUCAGAUGAGUCCGGUUUUUCUCAGAGGACCAACAGGUCCAACUGUACCCACUACUACCAAGAGGGCCGAGCAGCCAGCAGAAUGUCACACCUGUCUCUGCCCGAGGAGGGAGAGGAAACAGGGAAGGAGGGAGAGGUAGAGGAGGGAGAGAAAAGAGAGGAGGGGGAGAAAGAGGAGAGAGCAGCCAGCGCCCUCUCAGCCAAAUCCUUCUCUUCAGUCAAGGGCAGGAACUCCAGAACCUCCCAUAAGUCUAAGGCCUCAGAAUCCCUUGCAGACAUGGAGGAAGAGAUGGAGGGAGAGAUGGAGGGAGAGAUGGAGGGAGAGAUGGAGGGAGAAGUGGAAGAGGGAGAGGUAGAAGAGGGAAGAGAGCAGAGAGCAGCAAGUGCCAUGUCAGCUAAUUGUAACCUCUCAGGAAAGUCCAACAGCAAAGCAGAACGGGCCCCUUCCCCCAACUUACCAGAGGCACCAGUUACUGAUGAGGUGGGAGAGGGGAGACCAGCAAGCGCCAUAUCGGCCAAGUCUAGCAGGUCUCAUAAGUCUACCUGUAGAAAAGCAGAUGGGUCCACCAAAGCUUCAGAGAGGGCAGCAUCUCCCAGAUCAGAACCAGAAGCUGCUGAGGAUACCGGAGCAGCAGAGACAGAGGACAGAGCAGCCAGUGUCAUGUCAGCUAAAACCAGUGCUUCAGCAAAGUCCAGCAGAUCUCAUAAGUCUACCCGGAGUCAGAGUUUUAGGGCUGCUUCAGCUGAAGUCCCUGCUAUUGAGACAACAGGUGAAGAGGUAGAAGAGGGAGAGAAAACAGAGGAGAGGGCAGAGAGCUCCAUGUCAGCUAAAUCGAACCUCUCAGCAAAGUCCAACAGGUCCCGUAAGUCUGCCUGCAGCAAAGCAGAACAGGCCCCUUCCCCCAACUCACUAGAGGCACCAACCACUGAACCUGGUGUGGUUGAGGAGGGAGAGAGAGCAGCGAGCGCCAUGUCAGCUGAAACCAGGGCUUCAGCAAAGUCCAGCAGAUCCCACAAGUCCACCUGCAGCAGGAGUGUUAGGGCUGAGACACCUGUUGCUAAAGACAUCCCUGCUAUUAAAACAACAGAAGGAGAUGAGAAUGGAUCAGCUGCUGCUGCUGCCGGAGACACAGAGGAGAGACCAGCGAGCGCCAUGACGGCUAAAACUAACGCUUCAGUCAAGUCUAGCGGAUCUCAUAAGUCUAAAGCUUCAGAUAGGGCUGUCUCUAAAGGGGCUAACAUCCCGGCUAUCGAAACAACAGUGAAAUCUAGCAGAUCUCAUAAGUCCACCUGCAGCAAAGCAGAACGGGCCUCUUCCCCCAACUCACCAACUGAACGGGCCCCUUCCCCCAACUCACCAACUGAACGGGCCCCUUCCCCGAACUCACCAGAGGUAGCAGCUUCUGCUGUAGAUGAGGAGGGAGAGAGAGCAGCGAGCGCCACGUCUGCUAAAACCAGGGCUUCAGCAAAGUGCAGCAGGUCCCACAAGUCCACCUGCAGCAGGACUGUUAGGGCUGAGACUCCAGGGACUAAAGACAUCCCUGCUAUUACGACGACAGGGGGAGAUGAGACGGUUGACGAUACAGCCGCUGCCGGAGACACAGAGGUGAUACCAGCGAGCGCCAUCUCAGCUAAAACCAGCGCUUCAGUCAAGUGCAGCGGCAGAAGGGCUAAGACUCCAAGCUCCCGACCAGCCGAUGUCCCUGUUAUCGAAACAACAGGAGGAGAGGAGAAGGAGAGACCAGCGAGCGUCAUGUCAGCUAAAUCCACCGCCUCUGUCAUGUCCACCAGGUCUCGUAAGUCUACCAGUAGUAGGAGGGCAGAACCAGCUGCAGAACCAGCUGACGUCCCUGUUAUUGAGACCACCGGAGGAGACAAGAAGGGAGAGGGGACAGAGAGACCAGCGAGCGCCAUGUCGACUAAAUCCAACGUUUCAGCAAAGUCCAGCAGGUCUCACAAGUCCACCUUUAAUAGUGGAAGUACGAGAGCGGUUUCGCCAGCAGCUAAAACAGCAGAACUCCCCACCAUUGAAACAACAGGGGUUGACGGGGAGGGAGAGAAAACAGGGGAGAGACCAGCUAGCGCCAUGUCGGCUAAAUCUCACGUCUCAGCUAAGUCCAGUACAUCUAAUAAGUCUAAUGGCAGUAAUAGAAUUAUGUUUCCACAUCUGAAAAAAGAGAGAGGUGAGAGAGGUGUUAUACCUGCCCCCAGCACUACAGGAGAUGACCUUGAGACAGGCAGUGUGAAAUCUGCCGUGAGCACAAAACACAAAAGUAAAGCAGAUUCCUCCUCCACCAGAGCAUCACAGGCCAGUGCUAAAUCUACCAAUCAAACACCGCCUGCCACCACCGAGACAGCCAAUGAGGAGUCUCAAAGUCAAGCCACCAGCAAGGCUGCAGACAGAGUUGAUGAUGUCAGAAAUGAUGUCACAGAGGAGAAAGCGUCCAGCGUACGCUCUAAAGCAGCUGGAGACUCCAGGCCUGCAUCUGCUGCCUCCGCCCGCUCCACCAGGUCAAAGGUGAAAGUUGAGAAGGCCAGCGAUGCCCAGGAGGAGGACAGUCCAAAGACAAGCGCCUCCGACUUCCUGCAAGUGAAAGGUCAAGGUCACAGGGUCAGAGCUCAGAGCUCCAGACCAAAGUCAGCGGGAGACCCUCCCUCCGAGUCUCUCAGUCCCCCCAGGGGCUCCGCUAUUCAGUUGGAGACGGCCAGCAUCAGUGACAGCCUCCUCUCCCAGUUCCUGUCAGCUGCUGACCUGCUCAAGGGGAACAUAGCCAUCUUGCGCCCCUCCAGCCCUGCAGGGUCAAAGGUUAGCCUCACUGAGAAUGGGAAGAGUGGAAAGAGCCAGAGGAGCAGGAAGCCCAGACAGGAAGAGGCGGAGUUAGAGGAGCUGGAUCCCCUCUGUCUGCCCAACACCUCGCCCAACGACGUUGUCAGUGACUGGCUGAGAGGCAUUCCUGCCGACAGCGGCAUGGAUAAUCCUGAAGACGAGAUGAACGAGGGAAUUGAGGAGACAGAAGAAGAAGGAGAGGAAGCGUUGGAGAAAGGAGGGGAAACAGAGGGAGUGGGAGGAGAGGAGAAACAAGAACCGGUUGAGACCGCAGUGCUGGAGCAGGAGAACACGGCUGAAACAGGACAACAGGAAGUGGAACAGGAGAACACAGCUGAAACAGGACAACAGGAAGAGGAAGUGGAACAGGAGAUCACGGCUGAAAUAGGACAACAGGAAGUGGAACAGGAGAACACAGCUGAAACAGGACAACAGGACGAGGAAGUGGAACAGGAGAUCACGGCUGAAACAGGACAACAGGAAGUGGAAGAGGAACAGGAGAACACGGCUGAAACAGGACAACAGGAAGAGAAAGAGGAAGUGAAGGAGGCUGCAGAGCACCCAGAGGAAGAUGAGGAGGUGGAAGAGAGGGGAGAGGAGGAGGGAGUAGAAGAGGGAGGAGAGUGCUCUGAGUGUGCUGGCUUAUGCUCUGACCCGGCCCCGCCCACCAAUGACAUCACUUCCUGUCAUCCUCGCCAUCUGUUCCUCAGUAAAGAGUCAAAGCUGCCCUGGAGCUGCCACUCAUCUGUGGCAGUGAUGAAGGUUCUACUGAGCCCUUCACUGGGCCGAUGCAGCUCCCUACCCGAGAUAAGUCCUGUGUACGGACGCAGACUGAGCUCCUCUGCUAAAGGUCUGCUGGACUGUCUGGCCCAGCUGCAGCUCAUCGACCCGCCCCCUUCUCCAGCUGCAGCCCCGAGCCCUGACAGGGGCCAGAGUUACCAAGAGGUCAUGGAUAUACUAGAGUCACUGUGGCUGUCUGAGCCUGAGAAGGGGAAGGAGAGGCUGAAAGACUCUGGUGUGGACCUGAGCAGCGGCUCAGCUGGGUCGGGGGGUUCUGGGAAAGGCAGACCAGAUGAAACAGCAGGUGACAUCACUCCCAUAGCGGAGGGAGGGGAGGGGGAGGGAGAGGAAGCAGCAUCAGCAGAACUGCUUUCAGACACGGCCACCCCAGACAUCGCCAGCCGAGUGCAGAGCAGUCCAGGGGAUGAUGAGGCGAUCCCAGAGUUGCCCGCUGGGAGAGGUGAGAUGAUGCGGACCCCUGAGAGCCUCAAAGCCCCAGGGAGCCCGUCCUCUUCAAACAGCACAGCCUACAAGUCCCCUACUGACAUAGAGAGAGAAACCCCGGAAGACACCCCCAGCUCAGGGACACCCCCGUCGGUCCAGCGAGCGCUGCUCACCAAGCGUGUCUCCCAGGACCCUGACCCAGUCUGGGUUCUCAACCUGCUGAAGAAGCUGGAGAAACAGUUCAUGACCCACUACGUAGACGCCAUGGCUGAGUUCAAGGUACGGUGGGACCUGGACGACAAUGUGAUGUUGGACGCUAUGAUCACUGAGCUGAGAGACGAGGUGAAGAAGAGGAUCCAGACGAGCAUCGAUCGUGAGCUGAGGAAGAUCCGGGGGCGGGCAGGGCGGGGGGGCAUGCCGCGCCCCCCUAUCCUGUCCCGGGAUUCAAUCGUUACAGACCAGAGGAGGCGGAGGUUAAAGGUCAUGAAGGUUCAGUCAGUGAACGAGAGUGACGGGGAGCAGGGUUCGGGGGCGGAUGUUAGCGACCAGCGCAGCGAGGGUGAGGAUGAGUACUGUCCCUGUGAAGCCUGCGUACGGAAGAAGGCGGAUGCCCAACAAAUCAAAAUGGAGGCUAUGGUCACCACAGCGCCGGUGAUGAUGGCGUUUGAUCUGCGUAAGAUCCUGCAGAUGAAGAAAGACCCAAAGCCUCUGGCGCCCCCUAGCCCCACGGAGGGGAAGAACAAUGAUUGCCUGGAAUUGGAGGAGAAGAAGGAGGAGGAAGAGGGUGGGAAUCUAGAGAUGGUACACAAAGACGAGGAAGAGGAGGAUAUUAUACCAACUGUUGUCAUACAGGAAACUAUCCCUGAGGAGGAAGAGGAAGGAGCAACUGAGGGAGAGGAGGGAGAGGAGGAGGCACAGGAGAGUGAUGAAGCUGAGUCUGUGAUGGGGGAAGUAGAGGAGGAGAUAGCUGAGGAGAUAGAUACUGAAGAACAAGAGCAGGAUGGAGUGGUAGAGCGAACGGAGGAUGAGGAGGAGGAGGACGAAGGAGAAAUGGGAGGUGAAAGUGCAGGAGAAGAUGGUGUGGAGGGGGAGGAGACAGGAGAGGGGGAGGAGUUAGUAGAAGGGGAGGAGGAAGAAGCAGUACAGGAGGAUCAAGCAGGAGGAGAUGAAAACACUAUUGAUGGACCAGCAGAGGGGGAGGAGCCAGGAUCUAUGGAGAACACAGACCCAGUUUCACCAAUGCGCUCUUUAACCCCCAUAGAGACCAAGGAAACCGGCUCUGAUGGACACAAGACGGCGUCUGCCGGUGAGGGGUCUGGGGGGAAGGGCCAGAGGAGGAGCCGAUCUCCAGCCAGAGCCAAACGCAGGAAACCCAAAGAGAGCAACAUAGAACUAGACGAUCUAGAAAUGUAA
Messenger RNA from Coregonus clupeaformis (lake whitefish), 7938 nucleotides. RefSeq names its product rp1 like 1a (gene rp1l1a). Bases 136 to 7938 code for a protein of 2600 amino acids. The transcript is spliced from 13 exons. Gene Ontology annotation, cellular component: axoneme. Lineage: Eukaryota; Metazoa; Chordata; Actinopteri; Salmoniformes; Salmonidae. The record is from RefSeq and is a predicted model, not a curated record. Gene Ontology annotation, biological process: axoneme assembly; photoreceptor cell development; intracellular signal transduction.